Exophiala spinifera is the source of this 1686-nucleotide messenger RNA. RefSeq lists its product as uncharacterized. The transcript has a single exon. The record is from RefSeq and is a predicted model, not a curated record. Bases 1 to 1686 code for a protein of 561 amino acids. NCBI's taxonomy places the organism in Eukaryota, Fungi, Ascomycota, Eurotiomycetes, Chaetothyriales, Herpotrichiellaceae.
AUGGGAGCGACACAAUCGUCGAUUCAGCCUCACAUCUUGCAAACCGAGAGAGGGAAACUCCGAGGCCUGGAGUUCACUGCUGCUCAAACCGGCGAGCCUGUAUACCGUCGAUACACCCGCGUGCCAUACGCACAGCCGCCAGUGGGAGACCUCAGAUGGCGCCGGCCUCAGCCACUGCCAGAGCGAUGGUCAUUUAACGACACGAGCGGCGCUCCAGGGGACUACACACAGUUUGGCCCUGUAUGUCCGCAGCCGACAAGCAGCCACACCCUUGCCCUCGUGGACAAUAAAUCCGCUGCGCCGCCAAUAUCCAACGUCGAGGACGAAGACUGUCUGUACCUGAACAUCUGGGUGCCGGCAGGAAAGCCGCCAGAAGGAGGUUGGCCGGUGCAAUUCCAGAUUCAUGGCGGAUGGUUGCAGGUCGGCAACGCUUCCCAGACCCACGACCACGACCCAUUUGAUCUGUUCGUGCAUUCCCGGCCGAGGAUUGUUGUGGCGCCCACCUACCGGUUGAACGUCUUUGGCUUUCUCGCAGGCCGCGAUCUGAGCGCGGCGAUUCCUGAAGCAAUGUCGGGGAACUUUGGCCUCUGGGACCAGCGUGCGGCUCUGGAAUGGACCCACGCCAAUAUCUCCCUGUUCUCGGGGGAUCCGGACAACAUCGCCGUCGGUGGCCUUUCGGCAGGGUCGUACUCGGCUCUCCUCCAGCUGCACCACGACACCUACCUACCUGCCGAUCGUCGGAUCAUCAAGCGUGUCUAUCUGUGGUCCAACGCCAUCGCAAUCCAGCCUCACUCGACCAACUCGACCUUUCUGACCGAGCAAUUCGCCUCGCUCUGCCGAGUGCACGAUAUCUCCCUGGGCCUUUCAGCGCCCGAGAAAGUGGCUCUGCUCCGUCGGAUUCCUGCCGCAGAGUUGAUCGCCAGCUUCUCCCGUCUCAAAUACCAUACAUUUCGGGCCUCGACCGACGACGCGUUCGUCAGCUCCACGUUCCUCUCUUCCCUCCACUCGGGCCGUUUCACUUCGAAGCUGGCCGAGCACGACGUCUCGAUCGUCCUAGGCGACGUCCUCGACGAGCAUGCCCUCUACGCGCUCUCGAAACCGGUCACGGACUUUUCGGACCUGGUUGUGCAGUUGGAAAACUACUAUCCGCACGCCGUGGCGCGGGCCUUGGUCAGAGCGCACGGUGUUUCGGAGGAGACGCAUCGUUCGGAUUCGGCCGCCUGGACAGAGGCCUUUGGCCGCAUGGUCGCCGACGGACAGGUCCACGCUUCCGUUCGAGGCUUGACGCAUCUGCUGCUUCACCCGCCGGCGCCCCAUUCCGGUCUGCCCGCGUCGAAUGUCCACAGGUACAGGAUCGAAUACCGCUGGAAAGACUCCGGGCGCUGGAUUCGGCCCGGUCUCAGCGUCUGCCACGCUUCAGACAUACCGAUCUGGUGGGCGUCCGGAUUCCGAGCGGGCUUUUCUCCCGAGGAACGAGCCGCGGCUCUACAAUUUCUGGAGCCCUUUGAUCGAUUUUUGUACGGCGAGGAGGACGUACGAUGGGGCGGAGCGGGCGGAGAGGAUCGAGUGCGGCUUUUGGACAGACGAGGCCACGUCGUCGAAGGAUCUACGGAUCGGGACUGGGCUCGAGGGCUGGCAGUGUGGGAAGCCAUCUGGAAUGCUCAAAAGGAACAGGUGGCGAGCUAA